Molecule: messenger RNA, 5413 nt
Organism: Paramuricea clavata
Lineage: Eukaryota; Metazoa; Cnidaria; Anthozoa; Malacalcyonacea; Plexauridae
Source: the annotation of a GenBank genome assembly
AUGGUGAAUACAAAAAAGAUGUUAGAAUCAUCGUUACAACAUUUGUGUGAUGGUGUGGAGUCUUUCAUACAGAGAUCAGCAGGGCUUUGUAUAAAUUCCAGUGAGAGUCAGUGGAGCAUGUUAUUCAAGAGUGACGAUGUAUUUGAAAUCGGAAAGUAUAACAAUCCAAAUAGAGACUGUAAAAUAUUUACAAGGAUUAAGGUGCAUGCUGACAUGAAUUGGAGUAUCAUCUUGGGGGACAGAUUGUUGGACUCAAAGAACUUGCAUGACAUCGGCAUCCAAACCAAUAAAAUCCUAUGUGUAGAUGACAUAGCUCAUCUUAUGUCAAUCGCAGACAAUUUGCGCCUCUGUACCGGUGUUACUUGUACGUCGUAUGAGGAUCUACCAAAACUGACAAAGGACAUUAAUGGAAAUGUGGCUGGCAAGUACGAAGAAAACGCUGUAAUAAGUCCAAAUGGAGUAAUACAUAGCUCUUGCAGGAGAUCCAUAUCUUGUACUGGAGUUCUCAGACAAGGUACUUUUGCCAGUGUUUGCCCUUCAUGCAGUAAGCUACGCAAACACCUUAGUUCACAACUUUCCAAGUUGAAUAAAAAUAACCAACAAGCAACAACAACAAGUAUGAGCAACUCAAGUAGCAAGGUUAAUAAGAGAUUUCUUACAAACGAACAGUUGCAUGAACGAGAAGAUGAUCAAAAACGGAGGAGGAAAAAUGCAGAGAAAAGGGAAAUAUAUUGGCGUGCCAAAGCGGUGGAGGAGAAGAGAAUGAGAAAAAUUGCAGAACAAGACAACCGUGAUUUGCUUAUUAUGUUUGAAACAGUGAACAAAGAAGAAAAUACUUCCUUUCCUGAUAAUCCUGAAAUGGCCAUGUUUUGGGAGAUGCAGAAGGAUGUCAUAAGCAAAUCAAACAACAAAGGACAAAUCAGAUGGCAUCCAUUGUAAGUAAUAUACUAUACUGUACAUCUUACACUUAGUGUGGUGACACUUAGUGUGGUGAUAUUGUUAUGGUACAGGCACAACUAGAUAUUAAUUUCUCUUUCACCAUGAUGACCCAAAUUCUAAUUCCAUCCCUAAACACCUAAUUAAUCCCUAUAAAUCAAUGAAAUCCUAAAUAUAAUAAGUCUGUGCAGGACAAAAUAUAAUUAUCAGAAUAUAUUAUGACUUGAGGUCACAAUCACAGGGGUACAAACUCACCCCCACAAUACUCAUUGCUAGUAAUAAAUAUCUAUAACACAAUAGAAUAAUAAAGAUUGGCCGAUUUCAAUAAUGGUUAAUUUCUAAAUGCAAUGAAAAACUUCAUUCAAACUACUAUUGAUAUCAUCAGCAAAACAGAUAUUUUUGUUAAUAUAUGCAUGUCUAACCAUAUUAUGUUUCUUAUAAUUUAUUAAGGGUUAUAAAGACAUGCUUGGCCAUUUGGCAUCGUUCAAAAAACGCGUAUCGAGUGCUUGAAGAAUCUGGUUUUAUCAAAUUGCCAUCAAAACGACUAUUGCAAUAUCACAAAUCUAAAAUAAAACAGGUACUGGUAAUAUAUUUUCAAAACUGUAUAUAUAUACUGAAAAUAUGUUCAGUUUGCAUAUACUGUAUAUAUUAAAAUUAAUGGUGUUAAAUGGUUAUGCAUUACAGAGACCUGGUACAAAUAAGGAAAUGCUGUCUUUAAUGCAUCAAAUGGCUCAUGACAGCAAAUUGCCUCCAGCUGGUUACUGUGGCACUAUACUAUUUGACGAAAUGUCUAUUCAGGUCAGCAACAGGGAGUACAGAUCAGCUAGAUGGGCCAGAAGACAAAUUUACUUGCUCCCCAAUUAAAUGGUUUUGUAUUAAAAUAUUUUGAGUUUAAGGGACCAAUUACAUGGAGCAUUUUCAACCCAGUGAGACUAUUGCUGCACAUCAGGUCUGCAUCUUAAAACAAAACACUGCAUACAACAAACUGUUUCAACCCAUAGCUGAAAUCAUCCAUGCAGAUGCACCAGUUAUACUUAAUGGGUUGAAAUCAAAAUGCAGGGAACAGCUUUUGUCCAAUGGACCCCACAAAGCUUGCAUGAACCUUUGGCAUUGAGUGUUCAUAUUUUAUGCACCCCAAAAUAUUCGCAACUAUUUACAUUGGUCACAGUUGAUCGUAAUUGCCCCUGACAAUUAAAAACUAUUGAACAACUGGACUAGCUAUCAGAACUGUUUCAUGGUAUGCAUUAAUAUAAAAACGAGUGCCUGCAUGUUUCUUUUUAGGAUGAUGUGCAGUUAUAGUGAUGUGCACUCAUUUGAAAUUGUAGGAAUAGUGAACCUAGGAGAAGUUUACAAUAACAUCAAAGCAUUGCAAACAGGUUACAACUAGAAUAAGUGAAUAACUAAUUAAGUUACUAUACCUGACCACUGGGGCUUGAGUAUAGAGAAAAUGGCCUGCCAGUCUAAAAAUUUUUGGCAGGUGAAAUAAAUUUCAGCCUGCUGUGCAUUUUAUUCAUUGAACUGCCAAAAUGGCGAUGUCUCAUUUGAGUCAUAUUGUAAAAAUCAAUGUUUUCACGAUAUGAUUUUUUUAUUAUUUUUAAACUUGACUAUUGUACUACAAUAAACUGGGAUUUACAUUUCAAAUAUAAAUUAACGUAUUUAUAGUCAACUGAAUGACCUAUAUGAGUUGUGAUAAGCAAAUGAGAUGAAAUAUAUCUAUAGAAUUUCACCUGCCAUUUUUUUUUAACCUGGCAGUUCAAAUUUGUUUUUGCUUGCCAGUUCUUAAAGAUAUGGCCUGAUUUUGGCCAUUGGCAGCCCGCUAUUUCGAGCCCUGGUAAAUACAUGCAUUUAUAUAUCUAUACAGUACUAUAGAACCUUGGGAGAAUAUGACAAAAUAAUAACCCAUAGGAUUGGUGAUUUAUCACCAGAUAUUUACAUUUUCUCUAAUUCCAUAAGCAUAAUAUACUGUAAAGGUCCAAUCAACUUGUUGCUUGGUAGACAGUAAAUAUGAGCGACGUCACUCAGAUCUGCAACUAUGUAAUAAUGGCCUUAUUGACAUGAAUGUAAUUAUAACUCUGGGUUUUUUUGAAGGUGAAGACCGAACUGAGAUUGCAAGCCACAUCCUUCAAUUUAUGUUUGUUGGCUCCACUGGUUUUAAGUUCCCAUGUUGUUACUUCCCAACGGUUGAGGUAGAUCCAGUUACUCUGUAUCACACAUUCUGGGAUGUUGUAUUUGACCUUCAUGAAUAUGGUUUUGAAGUCGUCUUGUGUGUUUGUGAUGGAGCUGAGGCUAAUCGUUCAUUUAUCAAGUACCAUUUUGAGGAGGAUGCUGUGAAAGACAACUUUACAACAACAAACUUCUAUACAGGGGAACCAAUGAUUUUCAUGGUUGACCCAUCUGUAAGUAUACACAGAUAUUGAAUAGCUAUACAUGCUGUUAAUCAGAUGCAGUGGCGGCACCAGGCCUCAUAAUUUGGGGGAGGGGGGGCAAGAUAGAAUUUUUAAAACGGUGCUGCUAUUCGCCCAUGCUGUUGUCACAGGACUUUUGUCCCCUCCCCCCCCCAGGAGAUUCGCCCCCCUCUCAAAAGGGGCUGAUAUUCCUAGGAAUAUCGCCCCAGGGGACGAAUGUCCUAGGAAUAUCACCCCCCCCCCCAGAGGGGCGAAUGUCCCAGGAAUAUCUUCCCCUUUAGGAUAUUUGCCCCCCAUAUAUGCAAUGUGGUUUAUUCAAAUAAUUUCGUGAUACUUUCAUCUUAUUAGUGCCUUAAGGCCCAUACAGACCGGACGCUAUUUGGCGCAACGUACGCGACGCGAAUUUUCAGUUUUCAAUGACAUUUAACUUCAAUAUUUUUCAUUGUUUUUCAAAUAUUCCGGACCACUUAGCAAUUUUAGCUAUUAAUUAUGGUCUGCAUACCUUGUAAAAUUUUUAUCCGUUGACGGUUUUAUUUGUCAGUCAAAACUGAAAAUUUGCGUUGCGUUGCCGAAUCGCGUCUGGUCCAUGUGGGCCUUUACACGUUUGAGAAUUUAACUUUGCAAAACUAUAUAUAAAGCUUUUUUGUCUUUUUUGAAGCAUAUUAUUGGAGUUUUGGCGAUUUUUACCAUUCAGAGAUUUACAAACUAAUAUUGAAACUGUAAAAGACAGUUUCAUGUAUAUGCGCAUUCACUGAGUAAUGACAACUUAUAAGCCAUACAUUUUCCGAUAACGACAAAACGCUUGUGUAGCCUUUAGUCGCUCUCAGUGACUAAUAAUUUUUUUUGAGGGGGGGGGGAUAAUUUUGGGGGGCAUGCCGCCACUGAUCAGAUGAUGACCAAUUCAAUGCAUUCAUUUAUUCACUGUAUUACAUACUUAUAAUGUAUAAUCUAAUGACUGUACUGCACAUGAUGAGACUGGAAACUGCACCUAUACACCCGACUAACAAUACAUUCUUAUGUUGGAUUCAACUAUAUCAUUCCUGAAAAUAUAUGUUUGUUCUCUUCUCUUUUUUAUAUAUCUUAUGCAGCAUAACUUCAAAAAACUUCGAAAUAAUCUCAUGAAAAGCACCACUGGUAAAUCACCACGCAACUUCCAGUUGUGUGGAUAUAACAUUCUCUGGUCCCACUUAAAGGAUGCGUUUAUCUAUGAUGUUGAAAAUAAUCCCAUUGCCACAUUCAAGUUUCUUACCCCAGACCAUUUUGAACCCAACAGCGCUGGGAAAAUGAGGAAUUAUCUUGCUGAUGACGUUCUUGGUAAAAGAAUGCUAGAAGUUCUUCAGGUAACAGGAUAAUAUCGCCCACCAGAUGAUGUGACGUGAAACCUGGCGUAACGUUACAAUACCAAUUUUUUGUCAGCGAGUGUGUUCACAAUUUUGGAAUGAAUUUUCAAUUAGAACAAAAUAAUUUGUUUACAGAAUUACAAGCGACAUCUAGAAAAAGACGAAAGGAGACCAGUUACAUUCCUUGACAAGACUAUACAAUUCAUACAGACCACAAGUACUUUACUUAAAAACUUCAAGGCUAAAGCACCAUACAGGUAUUCCUUUAUGGUAAUUCAAUACAUCGAAGCAUAGUGCAUGAGUACAUAUUUAAUCAAUUGUUCAUCACCGGAUUUUAAAAGUUUAUGAUACGACAUAAUGUAUGUGAAGAUGCUAAUUUAAUUCCUACGUAUUAUUUUCCUUCAUAAAAGGUCACUUGAAGAUCCACGGUUGUUUGAGAAUGAAAGUUGUAUGGAGUGGAUCAUUACAUGGGAAGACGAUGUGAAAUCACUCUCUCAACUGAAACCAGUUGAAAGAAACAAGAGAUUCCUCAGUUUGAAAACGAAGUUUGAUGUUAUGUCGAUGAUCCUUGGUUUCAAGUCGUACUGCAAGACCUUAUUCAGCAAGUUCCCAGGGAGUCAAGCCCAUGUGUUGCUAUCAAACCAGGAUCCCUUAGAGAAUUUCUUUGGCGAACAGAGGGCCCAAAAUGGUCAAGCUGACAAUCCAACUAUACUUCAAACAGGUAUUUCUUGA